Messenger RNA from Microcebus murinus (gray mouse lemur), 1948 nucleotides. The record is from RefSeq and is a predicted model, not a curated record. Lineage: Eukaryota; Metazoa; Chordata; Mammalia; Primates; Cheirogaleidae.
AGCGCGCGUGCGCCAAGGGAGUGCGCGUGCCCGGUGGGGCGCCGCGCGCACAUCCGACCCCGCCACGCCCGGCGCUGGGCCACCUCCUCCGGGAAGCCCUCCUAGCGCCCGGCCUGACCGAGUCGUCCCCUGCGUUCCCCCUCCCCUCAUAGGGACGUCUGCACCCGCCUUUCUCAUGCUAGGGGUGGGGAGAUCUGUCCAGUUUGUUCACCUGCCCGUUCCAGGGCUCAGCCGGCGCCAGGAAGUACAUAGAAGGUGUCUAAUAAGUGUGCGAAUCCCCAUGGCAGGGCAGGGCUCCCUGCAAGGACAACAGUGACCGCAGCCGCAGCUCCAUUCCGCUCCUGCCGUCCCACCCCACCCCAGGCUGGGCGCUGUCACGCACCCUGGUUCCAUCUGCGCCAGGAUAAGCGCAGGGGGUGCGCGCCGCGUUUCCCAGACGAGGAGACGGGCACAGAACGAUGGGUCGCCACAGAUGGAAGGAGCUGAGAGCUCCCCCCACCUUCACUGACCUGCCCAUGUGGGUGGGGCCCUGGGAGUCUCCUGGGACCCACAGAGGCCUUGGCAACGCACGCCACCCAGGCUUGUCGCAGCAACAGCCACCAGCCCAGGCUGUGAUUCAGGCAGCACUGGGCUUGGAGCUGGCCAGAAUUCCUUUUGCCUAUGGAGCACGCAGCGGCCACAGGCCCCAGGCCAGGGGCUCCAAGGUGGCCCACUGAGAAUGUCGUGCCACGAGCCGAGGACUGGCUGCAAGGAGUUCCUCGGGGCCCCCCAGCAUGGGCCACCAGCCUUGAGACAGAGCUGCUGUCAGAUCUCGAGCUGAGUGAGGAGCAGCGGCUGCAGAUCUCCAAGGAGCUGGUUGACGUUCAGAUCACGACCCAUCGCCUGCGAGAGCAGCACGAGGCUGAACUCUUCCAGCUAAAGAGUGAGGUCCUUCGGCUGGAGGGCCGGGUGCUAGAGCUGGAGCUGCACGGAGAUGGUGCCAGCCAGGCGCGUGCAGCCCCAGCAGAGCCUGACCCAGGGCGCCGCCAAGCACCAGCCCAGGAGCUCAGGCGCAAACCCCAGGGCCCUGGACGCCGUGACCACCGCAGACUCCAGCUGCCGGGGGGCCAGGAGCAGCUGCAGGGAGAAGUGGAGUGGGCGCUGGAGCGCCACAAGGCCCAACAGCAGGCGCUGGAGACACAAGUGGCAUCCCUGAGCCGGCAGCUGCAGGAAGCCCAAGAGGAGGCCAGGGCAGCUGGGCAGCGACUGGCCGCACAAGCUGUGGUGCUGUCCACCUGCCAGGGCCAGCUCCGCCAGGCCGAGGCCGAGAAUUCCCAGCUGCAGCUGCAGCUCAGAAAGCUGAACGAGGAGUACGCCUUCCGGCUGCAGCGCUGUGCCCGGGAGGUGGUGGAGUAUGCCAACGGUGCGGUCCAGGCACCUGCAGCCACAGCCCUGCGGACGUUCCUGGAGGCCACCCUGGAGAACAUUCGGGCAGCGCACCGCUGCCGUGAGCAACAGCUGGCCCGGGCCGCUCGCGCCUACCGCAAGCGCCUGGCAGAUCUGAGCCACAGGCAUGAGGAAGUGCUGGCCUACCACAGGGGCCUGGACACGACAUCCUGGGCCCAGAUCCACCAGAAGCUCCAAAACUUCUCCCAUGGCACCCAGGCAGAGCUGGAACAGGAGCGGGCACAGCUGCUGGUCCGGGCCACUGUAGCUGAAGAGCAACUUUCUGAGCUACAGGAGUACGUGGACCAGCACCUGGGCAGGUACAAGCAGGAAAUCCUGAGGCUGAGGAAGCUGGUGGGUACAAGGGACCCCUGGAAAGUGGGGGCCACAUCCCCAGCCAAGCCCCAACAUCCACGGACAUGCAGCCACUAGACAGUCUUCCCAGGAAGUGCACAGAGCACACUCCUGUGCAGCCAGCAUGGAGCCAUCCCCACCAGCCCCUGCUAAACAAGUCAGCGUGGAA